Messenger RNA from Scaptodrosophila lebanonensis, 559 nucleotides. Its product is annotated as lipopolysaccharide-induced tumor necrosis factor-alpha factor homolog. Bases 17 to 445 code for a protein of 142 amino acids. NCBI's taxonomy places the organism in Eukaryota, Metazoa, Arthropoda, Insecta, Diptera, Drosophilidae. The record is from RefSeq and is a predicted model, not a curated record. Gene Ontology annotation, molecular function: zinc ion binding. The transcript has 3 exons.
CGCAGCUCAGAAUAAAAUGAAUAAAGGGGAAAUGGAAUCAAAACCCGUAUAUCCGGCGCUUAACAACCAAUCCGACUCCCCACCGGAGUACGAUAGUACCAUGCCGGGCGUCCCAAUGCCAGCAUCGGCUCCAACUCUAGCUCCAGCUGCCGCACCAGCUCAGCUGGCAUUUGCUUCGGUGGCGCCACAGCCACCUGUCUACGUUGUGCAGCCCCAAGUGAUGAACCAUUUUGGCAGCAAGCCUUCCAUGGUCGUGUGCCCGUCCUGCAAUGCCCGUAACUUCAGCAAAGUGACUUACAAGUCCAGCACCAAGACGCAUCUCAUCGCACUUGUUCUGUGCCUAACCUCCUGUUGUUGUUGCAUUCCCUACUGCUUCGACUCCUGCAAGAGCGCUGAACACGUCUGCUCCAGCUGUGGCUCUUACCUUGGCACUUACAACAAUUAAUUUCCACUUUCUGUGUUACAAAUACAAGUGUAUUAUUAUUGAGAACUUAAAUAACAAUCAGUGAUAUAAAUUCCAUUCCCUUAAAUAUAUAGUACUAUAUUAUUUGUUUGAUGA